AUGAAAGACGCCAUCGCCCAACAAUUAAAGCAAGAAUUCGCCCAAGGAAACUUCAAACCCAGCCAAUUAAAACGCUCUAAAUCUACCGGAGAUAUUCCCCUUACUCCCCCUUUGCCGAAUAUUCCCUUAAAAAAAUCAGCCUCGCAACCAGAAACCCCGCAGACCCUCAGCCCUGAACAAGAAAUCAGCCAACUCCAAAGCCAAAUUAAAUUCCACGCCCAAACUAGCCAAAAUUACCUCCAAUCGCUCCAAGCGGCCCAAGCGAAAAUCACUGAGUUAGAAGAAGAAUUGCAAGCCAAAGAAACUUUCGUGGAUGCCACCGAAAAAAACCCGGCUGAAUUAAAAACGAAAAUCAGCCAAUUAGAACAGCAAAUCCUCGAACUACGCUUAAAAAGCCUCAAAGACUUUGGCGAAUACUAUGAGGAAAAACAAGCUUUAAAAGGCGAGUUAGAAGAGAAUAUCCAAGAGGGUGUUCAAGAAAUUCGCCGGUUAGAAAACAAGCUCUUAGCCCUCAAUAAGAAAAAACUCAUCAUCCAAAGCCAAUUACAGCAAGCCGAGUUGAAAAAUACCCGCUUAGAGUUAAAAGCAAUUGAUCGUCAGCCCAAAACUAGUUCUCUUUGGUCUAAUUUAAACUGA
Molecule: messenger RNA, 636 nt
Organism: Entrophospora sp. SA101
Lineage: Eukaryota; Fungi; Glomeromycota; Glomeromycetes; Entrophosporales; Entrophosporaceae
Source: the annotation of a GenBank genome assembly